UUUGGGCUCUGCUCGGCCUCCGUAGGACUGUUCUGCGCGUGCGCGGCCAAACUUAGAAGAAGGUUAAGAUGGCGGCCUCCAUGGCUGUGUCCCGGACGAUCCGAUGGCUGGGGACCGCGGCCCGGCGGGCGGCCCCUCUGGGAGCCCGGGCAGCCUCGGGCCUCAGCAAGGACAUGCUCCCGGGACCGUACCCCCGCACGCCGGAGGAGCGCGCCGCCGCCGCCAAGAAGUACAACAUGCGGGUGGAGGACUACGAGCCCUACCCGGACGAGGGCUUCGGGUAUGGUGACUAUCCCAAGCUUCCAGACCGCUCUCAGCAUGAACGAGACCCAUGGUAUAAUUGGGACCAUUCUGAAUUGAGGCUAAACUGGGGUGAACCGAUGCACUUUGACUUUGAUAUGUAUACUCGGAAUCGUGUGGAUACAUCCCCCACAGCUGUCUCCUGGAACACCAUGUGUAAACAUUUCUUUGGCUUCUUAGGCUUCAUGAUGUUCAUGUUCUGGGUAGGAGAGAUGUUCCCCUGCUAUCAGCCUGUGGGUCCGAAGCAAUAUCCUUAUAACAACCUGUACCUCGAGCGAGGAGGUGAUCCUGACAAAAAGCCAGAGCCAGUGAUACACUAUGAAAUCUGAAGGACCUAGCCUGCAGGGUCCCCGACUUUCUCCUCUGCAAGCCUACUCGAUCAUGAAGAUUUAACCUUAAUGAAAUACCUAAUGAAACUCA
Sarcophilus harrisii (Tasmanian devil) is the source of this 720-nucleotide messenger RNA. It is a transcript of the gene NDUFB8, whose product is annotated as NADH:ubiquinone oxidoreductase subunit B8. The record is from RefSeq and is a predicted model, not a curated record. Gene Ontology annotation, biological process: mitochondrial electron transport, NADH to ubiquinone. The coding region runs from base 69 to 629 and encodes 186 amino acids. The transcript is spliced from 5 exons. Gene Ontology annotation, cellular component: mitochondrion. Lineage: Eukaryota; Metazoa; Chordata; Mammalia; Dasyuromorphia; Dasyuridae.